UGUCUGAUAAUUCUGGUAAUUGGGUCAAGUAUUUACGAAAAGAACUGAAAGACACAAAUAGCAUUACAACUCCGUCUAAAAAGACGAUUGGUAUUAUAAAAGACAUAUUAACAGCUGAUGUUUAUAAUAUUGACAAAAAAGAAUAUGAAGGGGAAUUUUUAAAAUGGGGAUUAGAAGUAGAUGAAUCAGUCAAACUUACAGUAAUAGAAUAUAAUCUUCGCAAGAAACAAUGGAACCCAGAUGAUAAAAAAAAGAGUCUGGAUAUUCUUCCAUCAUUUUACCCAAAUGGAAAAAAUUUUAUACUACUUUGUGAAGUUCUUGAAAAUGAUGAUUUCAUUACGAUUACACGUAUUGGUGUUAUUAUUUGGUCUUAUAAACCUGACUUUAAGUUGGGUGACGUUAAGAAUAUUAAGAUGCAUUAUUAUUGGAAUUGUUGGAAUGAUCAUUUAGAAGAAUUCAAAUUUAAAAAGAUAAAGUUCGAAGAUAUCUUUGAGAAGCGGGCUUCAGGAAGAAUUCUUCCUGCUUCAA
Racocetra persica is the source of this 528-nucleotide messenger RNA. The record is from the annotation of a GenBank genome assembly. NCBI's taxonomy places the organism in Eukaryota, Fungi, Glomeromycota, Glomeromycetes, Diversisporales, Gigasporaceae.